CUCUGAUACUCACGGUUAUUCAUUGCCAGUUUGAGACCUGAACCAGAUAUCUUAUUAGCUGGUUUACGGUCAUGCAACCUCGCCCAACCCCCGCAUCCAAAUAACUCUAAGACGCGAUAACACCGACGUCAGCUCCGUCUCAAAUCAGCUUGAAAGUCACGGCUCUCAACUCUUUCGCCCACUCCAAAUUGCUGCUUGACAAUUACACACUGAUACUAUUGUGGCGCAGUCCAAAGAAAUGGCGGCUGCUGAACGGAAACGGAGCGUGAUCCUGCGCCGCCUCGGCCGGGACGGUCCGUACAUUCCCGCCCUCGGACUAGGGCUAAUGGGGCUUAGCUCCUUCUACGGCUCGCCACCCCCCGACGAGGAGCGCCUGGCCUUCCUCGACCGGGCCUACGAGCUUGGCUGCACCCACUGGGACUCGGCGGCCCUGUAUGGGGACAGCGAGGAGCUGCUCGGGAAGUGGUUCGCGCGGACGGGCAAGCGGGAUGAGAUAUUCCUGGCUACGAAGUUCGGGAACAAGGUGUCUUCCGAUGGCGGGCGGGCGAUUCGGAACGACCCCGAGUACAUCCGCCAGUCGGUGACCGAGAGCCUCGAGCGGUUGCAAACUGACCAUAUUGACCUUUUGUAUUGCCACCGUUUCAGCGGCGAGACGCCCGUCGAGGAGAUAGUGGCGACCAUGAAAGAAUUCAUCGACGCCGGCAAGGUACGCUACCUCGGCUUCAGCGAGUGCGGCGUCGACACGCUCGAGCGGGGGUCCGCGGUGCACCCGAUCGCAGCCUACCAGAUCGAGUACUCGCCCUUCAGCAUGGACAUCGAGGACCCGUCGGUAGGCCUGCUGGCCUGCUGCCGGCGCCUCGGCAUCGCAACGGUAGCUUACUCACCGCUCGGGCGCGGCAUGCUGACGGGCCAGUACAAAUCGCCCGACGACUUCGAGCCGGGCGACUUCCGGCGUACCAUCCCGCGCUUCUCGGCGGCCAACUUCGACCGCAACCUGCAGCUGGUGCGCACGCUGGAGGGGCUAGCGGAACGCAAGGGUUGCUCCAGCGGCCAGUUGACGCUGGCUUGGAUGAUGCGCCAGGGGGAGGACAUCUUCCCCAUCCCCGGCACCAAGAAGGUGCGGUAUCUGGAGGAGAACCUGGGCGCGUACGCGGUGGAGCUGUCGGAUGAGGAGGAUGCCCUGGUCCGGGAGGCCAUUGCGCGCACCGAGAUCGUCGGUACCCGCGUAGCCGAGCAUCUGAUGGGGGCUCUGGUCAAGGAUACUCCGCCCCCAAAGUGACGGUGCCAUGCGUGUGGCUGGCUGAGUUGUUGUUAGUCAUGGUACACUCGUUUCUUGGUUGGUUGGUUAGGACUUAGACAGAACUUAGAAGUUUAACCUUAUCAUUCAACAUGGUUAUUAUGAUCUACCUAA
Molecule: messenger RNA, 1411 nt
Organism: Chaetomium fimeti
Lineage: Eukaryota; Fungi; Ascomycota; Sordariomycetes; Sordariales; Chaetomiaceae
Product: putative aldo-keto reductase
Exons: 5
Coding region: 239-1279 (346 amino acids)
Cellular component (GO): cytoplasm
Source: RefSeq, a predicted model, not a curated record